Molecule: messenger RNA, 4481 nt
Organism: Chelonoidis abingdonii (Abingdon island giant tortoise)
Lineage: Eukaryota; Metazoa; Chordata; Testudines; Testudinidae
Gene: SIX3
Product: SIX homeobox 3
Biological process (GO): eye development; regulation of transcription by RNA polymerase II; brain development
Cellular component (GO): nucleus; transcription regulator complex
Molecular function (GO): RNA polymerase II cis-regulatory region sequence-specific DNA binding; DNA-binding transcription factor activity, RNA polymerase II-specific
Source: RefSeq, a predicted model, not a curated record
GGGGUGUGUGUGUCCUUUUCUCCCUUCUGCCUGCCUUUCUUUCUUUUCUCCUUGAUUUAUUUCCCCCUCUCUCAGGUCAUCCCAUGGUUUUCAGAUCCCCUUUAGAGCUUUAUCCCACCCAUUUCUUCUUGCCAAACUUCACCACCGACCCGCAUCACCGCUCCUUACUUCUCGCCAGUAGCAGCAGCAGCAGCAGCAGCACGGGCUGCAGCCCGGGUGCUGGCGGCGGUGGAGGAGGCAGCUCCAGGGGACCGCAAGAAGAGUUGUCAAUGUUUCAGCUGCCCACACUCAACUUCUCCCCGGAACAAGUGGCCAGUGUCUGCGAGACGCUGGAGGAGACUGGAGACAUCGAGCGGCUGGGGAGGUUCCUCUGGUCGCUGCCCGUGGCGCCAGGGGCAUGCGAGGCCAUCAACAAGCACGAGUCAAUCCUCAGAGCCCGGGCGGUUGUGGCCUUCCACACCGGCAACUUCCGAGACCUCUAUCACAUCCUGGAGAACCACAAAUUCACCAAGGAGUCCCAUGGCAAGCUGCAGGCCAUGUGGCUUGAAGCGCAUUACCAGGAGGCCGAGAAGCUGAGGGGUCGCCCACUAGGGCCGGUUGAUAAAUACAGGGUGAGAAAGAAGUUCCCGCUGCCUAGGACCAUCUGGGAUGGAGAGCAGAAGACGCACUGCUUCAAGGAGAGGACUCGCAGCCUCCUCAGGGAGUGGUACCUGCAAGACCCCUACCCCAACCCCAGCAAGAAAAGGGAACUGGCGCAGGCCACCGGCCUCACCCCCACGCAAGUAGGCAACUGGUUCAAAAACCGAAGGCAAAGAGACAGAGCAGCCGCUGCUAAAAACAGGCUCCAGCACCAGGCGAUAGGACAGAGCGGCAUGCGGUCGCUGGCAGAGCCCGGCUGCCCUACACACAACUCGGCCGAGUCUCCGUCCACGGCGGCCAGUCCUACCACCAGCGUCUCCAGUUUGACAGAACGAGCCGAGACGGGGACCUCCAUCCUCUCGGUGACCUCCAGCGACUCGGAAUGUGACGUAUGAUACCGGCAAACAAGCCAAACCAACCAGCCAAGCACCCGCUCCCCGACCCAGACCAAGGGCCCCAGAAUCAGGACACACAGACACACACUCAGCAAGAGAAACGCAAAGCAAACGCGUAAACAAUAGCAAACAAACAAACAAAAAGCGAAUCCACCGUCGCCACCAACAGCCACCGCCGCCACCAAGAGAUGGAGCUAAAACUUCAACAGACAGUCGCUGACACUGAGGCUGCAGCGGGGGGAAUAAUAAUAAUUAUAUUAAAAAAGUGACAAUUGCAUUCUUUUUAGGACAAGCACGAUUUCUCCUUUGCGCUUUUCCAUGGACGCAUUUCACCCACUUGCAUGAUAAUGAUGCUGAUGAUUAAAUUUGUAUCUGGGAAAAAAAUAUUCUCUAUAGUAAAGAAACAAAAACAAAAAACAAACAAACAAAAACUCCGAUCGAAUUUGUAUAAAAACAAUAAAAAUAAAAAAAAUUAAAAGGAACUCCUUGAAGAGGGAAAUAACAAAUGUUUAUCGCCUUUUUGUUGGUUCUCUUUCUCUCUCUCUCUCUCUCCCUUCCCCCUCUCUUUCUCUCUGUUUUUAAGUCCAAGUGAUGGUCCAGCCAAGAUGCAAUCUUCUGUUUUUUUGUUCAGCAGACAAUCAUUUUAUUCGUAAGCACCUUUUUUUCUACACUUCUGUCACUGCCUGUGUGGGUACUGGUUAUAAAUGUGGAAAAAGAAUAGUUAUGACUGUAACAGAUUUUUAUUUUUAUUUCAAAAUUUUAUAUGAAUUAUGUAUAUCUUAAUGAUGCGGUCAUUUCCCCAGUUUGUAAUAUAUGUGUAGAAAUGCCUGUAUAUGAUAUUUGCUCUUUUCUUCCUUUUUCCCUCUCUCUCGCUCUCUCUCUCUGUCUCCACCUCUCUCUCCUUUUUAUUUUCCUUGACUUGGUGUUCCUUGCACAAACUUAGCUGUCACGAGGUGACGUGCUAGGUUUUAAAAAGGGACCUCAGCGAUAGAAAACAGCUUAGAGUGCAACUGUAGUUAUCUUAUGCAAAAGCUAUUUUGAGUAUUUCAUAGCAGCUUUGGGGUCUCUUCUUAAACUCCACGUAGGACGCUUAUACUAUUGUUUCCUUAACUGAGUGUUUAUCUAUAUGUACAAACUUUCUAAAUCAAAUACAGUAUUCCAUUUUCUUAUCUAUUCAGCGAUGUUGGUGUUUUUGUCUAUUGCAAAUUAUAUAUCUAUAUCUAUAUAUUACCCCCCACACCCUAACUGAGAAAUUAUUUUUCAAGCUUCGCUUGGUCAGGUGAGCCACUAUGAAUUAUUCAAGUUUAUAUGUGCUGAAGCGCUCAGGCUGGUUAGCAAUGCACGCCAGUGGAAUCUGGAAUUUACUUGUGUGUAUAUAACAGCGAGGCGAGUUUGGCUUUUUUGUUUGUUUUUGGUUUGAAUUUCUAUGUGUUUUGAAGUAAAGUUCUGUGUUUGUCGCACAUUUAAAAUUAAUUUAAAAAUAAUAUAAAAUAACUUUGCAUUAAAAGUCUGCCUUAGUGAAAUGAACAGUGUCUGUAAAGGGGAAGGAAAAGAAAACAUCACUUUUGUAUAGGCAAACUUUGCCCCCUUGAUUUGAUAUAACCACUGCUCUGACUGUGUUUCCAAGACACAGUGAUGUCAUUUCAAUCCUGCUUUCACACCACUGGCUCAAACAUUUUUUUCAAAAAACUCUGAGCCUAAAUGAUCACUUUGCCCAUCUAUUGGGAUUAGCAGGUUUCUCCAUUUAAGAUGUUUAAGAUGUUUUAGUAUUUGUUUGUAGCUUUAAAUGAAAACAAAAACUAUAAACUACUCUCCCUAAUCAGGUUUCAGCUCCUCCCCUCGAAUCCUAAGUAUAUUGUAAUGUGCUGAAAGAAGCCUUUAUUUGCAUGACUAACAGUAUUCCAGCAUCACCUUUUGCAUUAAAGUUUUGCUUAGCCCCAGGCAGAUUAUUCAACCGUGAAUUAACAAGAGGUGAAUUCUAAACUUGUUUUUACUUGAAAAUACAUUUUUGAAACUUAUUAGGAUUAGUGAGAAACGUGCCUGGAAUUUCUUGACCAUUCCAGAACUAAUUUUGACUUCCGAUUUGACUUUGUUUUGGCUGCAUUUUUUCCUCUAUUUGAAGGUCCGGGCUAGUUGAAUAGGAAGCUCCUGAAAUUUUAGGGAAAACUAUAGGCAUUUCCAAAAGGAAACUCUACGGGGAGAAAGAAAAGUCCAUGCCCUGUAGUUUGGAAUUUAAUUCAAAGAACAUUAUUGAUUAUUUUGAAAAUAAGCUGAAAUGCAAAUAUAUUUAUAGAUCUUUUCAGAAAAUCCUAUGUGUAUUUACUCAGCUUCCUUUCAGCACAAACAGUUGUUGGGAACAUAUUUAUUACCAUUGAUAUUUUUGAGGGAAGAUUGCCCAAAAGCUUUAAAUGAAGGACUAGUUAAGAAACAGUCUUUGGAACAGACCUGUGUGAUCACUUGAAAUGCUACCGAGAAAGAAAGCGAGAAAAGGAGUCUGUGGAAUGUUUCUCUUUAUCGUUUAUGGUCAUCGACAUUAAGCUGUACCCUGUUACCUGGAAGACUUCCAAUCAGAACGCCUUUAUUUUGCUGCUCUGUUAUCAUACACGUCACGGAGUAAAGUGGACUGGAAUCUAUUUAGACGCGUUUAGGAAUUGUCCCGUAAUAGUGAAACUCAGUGAAUUUGCUCACCUACAUUUAAAAUCCUAUCUGCACCCUUUCUCUACCCAACUCCCUGAGAGAGAAAAAUCCUCUGCUAAGGAGAAAUAAUAAAAACAAUUCUCAGAUGCGUUCAGCGUUUACACUUGCACGUGCAUUCCCGUUUUUAUUCAAAUGAAAAGUGCAUUUGAAUUUUACAGAAUUUGAAAUGUGCAUCGUUGUAUAGGUACACCCUAUUUAAUACUCAGGCAUGGACAAAACAAUAACAGCGUUCUGUUAACUUAACAAAUAACUUGAAUCUAAUAGACUGCAAAUUAGUUUUGCUAAAUUAAUUGCAUAUUUAGCAGCAUAGACGGAUUUUUUAAAUAAAAAAUAACGUGGCGCAUGCAAAACUAGCGUUGAUUUGAAGAUGUGAGAAAGAGAAUCGUAUUAUAUCGCAUGAGGAUAUUAAAUUUUAUUAUUCGUCCUUCAUCUUCCCCGUGCAGAUUCAAAGAUCAGGAAAAAUACUAACAUGGGGCAACAUACUUCAAAAGUAUCCGCAACUUCACAGGCAGCCGGCGUUUGAAUUGAGCCAUUUAUAACUGUUUUCUUCGUCAACCCCAAUAUGUGUUAGCAAGGAGCAAAGGCCCUUGUAGAAAAAAAUCACAGCAUCUAGGAGUUACUCAAGAUCAUUGCCAGGGCAGCUAUCGACAAUAUUUAUAAAUUUUUAAAAGUGCAAUAUUUCUAUUUCUCUUUUUGAUGAGUCUCAUUAUGCCUCUGCUAUUUGUAACAGAAUUAAAUACCUGGAAAGAU